AUGCGCGAGUUCGAGUGCGCAUGGGUCGUCCCUGAGCCCUCUGCCGACGAGGCCGCGCAGCCCGCCAGCCUCAGUGUGCACAGGCCGCCUACCUCCGCGGACGCGCACCCGGAGCUGACGAGCAAGAUGACGGAGAUAUACCUGCCGUCGAUGAUCGCGCACGACCGGAAGGUCGUCGUGGAGGGCCUGGGACCCGGUAACCGGUACCAUUAUGACGAGAGCCGGCUGAGCAUCGAACCUACAGCGCUCACGCCGGGGCAGAUCCACCGCGUGUCGGUGAAGGCCGAGCUCGUGGUGAACAGCUUCUGGGACGACUUUGGGACCCACGUCGUCCCGGCUUUCGUGCUUGUGUUCUCAUUUUUGGUCGCUAUCGUGUUGGUCAAGCUCUCCGAGACAGCCUGGAGUUAUAUGUAG
Fomitopsis serialis is the source of this 414-nucleotide messenger RNA. RefSeq lists its product as uncharacterized. The transcript has a single exon. NCBI's taxonomy places the organism in Eukaryota, Fungi, Basidiomycota, Agaricomycetes, Polyporales, Fomitopsidaceae. The record is from RefSeq and is a predicted model, not a curated record. Bases 1 to 414 code for a protein of 137 amino acids.